AUGAUCCUGGUUUUCAUCUUCUUUCAACCGAACUCGACAACAUCAGAAAAUCGAAUCGUUGGUGGAAUCGGUAUCGCCCCUGGUGAAAUUCCUUUCAUUUGUUCCAUCCGUCAGCGCAUGCCGUCAGCCAAUUCGUGGAGCUGGUGGACAUACACCCACCAGUGUGGAGGAACGGUUGUAAACGGAAACUGGCUACUAACUUCCGCUCAUUGCAUUUUCGGAAAAGAUAUCGCCAGUUUAUUGGUUGUUUGUGGCUACCGACAGGGCCAAACCAUCGAACGGGUAGCUCUCAAGCCGGAUUACGUUCACGGGCGGAGAGGAAACGACUUGGCGUUGGUAUUACUCAAGAGCGCGUUGGUUUUUAGUGAAACUGUUCAACCCAUCCCCAUUUUCGAUCAACGCAUUCUUUCAUCCAAUGUGGCAACGAUUGUCGGCUAUGGAUUAUCAUCGUACGGCACAGAAUGCUGUCAAUCGAAUGGAUUACAGGCCGCCAUCGUUCCAAUACUUUCAUACAAUCAAUGCUACCAGCGUCUUGGAUCCCUGGCAGCUUAUCUAACAGGUGACACCAUCUGUACCGACACCAGUGCGACUGCUACCGGAACAUGCAUUGGCGAUUCAGGUGGUCCAGUGAUGAUUGCCACCGCACGGCAACCAUUCAACCUGCUAGCCAUGCCAUCGUGGACGGUCAACCCCUGCGGAAGUGGACCUUCUGUGCAUACACUGAUUUCCCCUCACCUUGGGUGGAUUCUUGACGUUAUAACACCGAAACUUGAAAAUAAUAAAUGUAUACGUUAG
Molecule: messenger RNA, 795 nt
Organism: Ochlerotatus camptorhynchus
Lineage: Eukaryota; Metazoa; Arthropoda; Insecta; Diptera; Culicidae
Product: trypsin-4-like
Exons: 4
Coding region: 1-795 (264 amino acids)
Biological process (GO): proteolysis
Molecular function (GO): serine-type endopeptidase activity
Source: RefSeq, a predicted model, not a curated record